Moneuplotes crassus is the source of this 3021-nucleotide messenger RNA. Lineage: Eukaryota; Ciliophora; Spirotrichea; Euplotida; Euplotidae. The record is from the annotation of a GenBank genome assembly.
AAUGAACCCUGAAGAAGGCUCAACAUAUUCUGUAAUAGUCACAGGCAUCAAAGGUGUGGGAAAGCGAAGCCUAAUAAACGCCAUCACUGAGAACAAGAGGACCAGUUCGAAUGUUCCAGUAAUGAGCUUCGCUCAUCCCCAGACUGAAAAGGAGUACAAUCUCUUCUUUAUGCCAAAUAAUUUGAUCGCUAAAGGAAUCCAUGGGACUGAGAAUAGGUCUAAAGAUAAGCCAAGGUGGGAGGACGAGGACAAGUCUAUGGAGUCCUACUGCUUUGGAGAGGUAUCCAACCAUCAAGGCCUCAAUAUAUACAUGUACGAUAUCUCAAAUUCUCAGAGUUUUCUGUGUCUUCAAGAGCAGAUUAACAGAUCCAAGAUCAUGAAUCAUGGUUUUACUUAUCUCAUCGGUAACAAAGUUGACAAGCAAAUGGAGAACAGGCAGGUAGAGUUUGAAGAGGCCAAGAAUUUUGCAGAUGAGUGAGGAAUGGCUUUCUCAGAAAUCUCAGUUGUGACAAAAUAAAAAUCUCACUAUGGUCAUUAAAAUGAUAAAGAAUGGUGUCUUUCAGUUCCUUAAAGGUGAGAAGGAAGCUCCUCAACUUCCUCCUAGAGACUCUGAAUUUGAUAAAAUCGAUGAGAGUUUGUAUUCAGCUACUAACGGUAGCGAUUAUGAGAAAAGACUUGUAGAAAGAAUGUAUUCCAACAACAAAAACUCAGAAGAGAUCAGUAACUCUGAGCUUGACCAUUAUAAUCUUCCUAGCCAAGAGUCAAAGAAGCUUAGGACUGGCAACUUUGGAGAUAAUGGAGACUCUUUCCAAGAAGAUGGGAGGUCCAAUCCCGGAAGUGAUUACUAUAACAUUCAUGAUUUUCAGCAAGAGUUUCAUUUCCCCUUAGAGAACAAUAUAAAAAUAAACCAAAGUAAAUCUACUGCAAACAUUGGUAUAACUCCUCGGAGGAAUAGCAGUGGGUUUUCAAAGAAGGGGAGGUUCACACCAGAUGAUUUUCACAAGAGAGAUGAUGUAGACAAUUACAACCACUUUAUAAAGCAGUUCAAACUAAUCAAUGAGGAGCAAGAUAGAUCAACCCAUCCCGAGUCCAAGGGGACUGCCCAAAGCUACAGUAAUCUGAUUGAGAAGAGAAAGUUAGACAACAAUAUUAGUUUCUCAAAUAAUGCUCCAGAGAUUCAUGAAGAUAGCCCAAGCCAAGAACUCCAUGAUCUUGAGGAUUUAGACCUUGAUUAUGAUGCAUAUGCCCAGAAAGAGUUUGAACAAGAGGAACAAGAAGAGCAGGAUAUUGACCAGGUUGAAUACCAGGCACCUUCAGAAGAUGUCAGCCAGGAGGAUAGAGUCAGGCAACCACCAGCUAGUUAUUUCCAGAAAUCAGAGAUUUACACUCCUCCUCAUUUGCAUGACAAUUCUUCUCUUGACAACAUCGAUCAAGAAAUCAAGAAAAUUGAGGAUUCGAUUAAGGAAGCUGACCAAAACAAUAAUUCAAUUGCAAAGCGAAGAAUGCAAUUCUCUCAGCAGAAAGGACGAUCCAGGAAUCGAGGAGUAGACUCUAGUGCUCAUACAAUUUCUGAUAUAAAUACGCACAGAGACCAGCACUACAACUACUCCAAAUCCUUCUUAGAUGCUGAGGAGGAUUUCUCCAGCAAGUCUUUGAUUGACAUCAGAACAGAGUCAAGACAGGCUAAUCUCAGGAAGAGUCAAGAAAGAGGAUUCAAAUCGAAAGGAAAUAUGAGCUCAAGAGCAAAGAAAUCCCCAAUAUCUCUAACCAAGGUGUACAAGCCAGUUAUAGAGGGAGAAAUUCUCCUCAAGAUUACUGUAAAACUCAAAGAAGAUUCAAUCCAAGUGCUCAAUGUAUACAAAGGAGAUACUGCCUUCUCCAUCGCUGACAGAUGAAUCUCCCAGUAUCUUAACAAGAUGAAGACCACUCUAACAGUGAAGAACAAGACUAUAAUAGAGCUGAAAUAAGAAAUUAGCUACGUAUAUCCAAAAUGAGAUCAACAGCUCAAUCCAGCAUCUCAAAGAAGAAGUCGAAAAGGAGGAACAGAGGGCUCUUAAGGAAAACCUCAAGAAAAUGGAACUCAAGAAGAAGCAAGCCCUUGACAAAAAGAAACCUUUUGAUCUCAAGACUGAAAAAUAGACCCCAAGAGAAGGAAAUAUUGAAGAAGGAACAUCCCAUUAUUGGGCAGGUUAAAGUUAUGCUAGGUCCUACAAGGACGGGUAACAUUGCAGUCAGGGAAGGCUGUGAUCCUGAGAAAGUAGCUGAGAACUUUAUGCAUUCUUAUUCUGUCCCUCAGAAACAUAAAGAAACUAUAAUUGCAAGGAUAAGCCAGGUCAUAUCUCAAAAAGCUAAACUUGAUUCGCAGAAGAAAGUCUACCACGCUGCUGAAAUGGAAGAAGACUCUAACAACUUACAGUCCGCUUCUGAAGAAUCUGAAGCAAUUAAUGGAAAUAAUUUCUUCAAUAUUCCCGAUCAAAAUCAUGAAUUUUCUGAAAGCCCAAAUGUUCCUACAAGAUUUGGUGAGAUUAACAGAAAUGAGACUGAGAAUGAGAACCCAAAUACACAGAUGAUGUCUCCUCAUUUCAGAGGGCAGGAUUUGUAUGUACAACAACCUGUGUACCAAAACAACAUCAAUUAUGCCAAAACUCCUCAGCUCCAGCUUGAUGAAAAGAUAGAAUUUGAAGGAUUUUCUCCUAAAUCAUCUGAAACUCUCAGCAGGAGAGGUUCUUUAGCCCAUCAUUCUAAUGGGAAAUUAAUUGAUUCCUCAAAGAGUAAGAAAAGAAGCAGCUCAAAGCAAAAACGAACAGGGAACCUCCUAUAUAAGGUCAGACUCAACUUUGAUGGCCAGAGCUCCAUUGUUGUUAAAGUCAAAGAAGGAGAUAAUCUCUACUCCAAAGCAGCUGAGAUUGUUCAGAUGCAUAAUCUUGACAAGAGCCUCAUUAUGAAAAUUAGUGAAUUAUUGUCAAAACCAUCUGCUUUGGAAAGAUAAGGAACCAGCUAACAAAACUAGAUUGAUACUUA